AUGGAAGGCACUCGUGGUCACGAUGUAAGUCUACUCCUAGAGAAGGGUUGGAAAAGAUUCAGCAUCGCAGCCGAACAUUCACCUUACAUCCUCAUCAUCAAGCGGUGGAUGGCAUUGACCAAAAAGUCGCCAUCAUUCGUAGACCGGACUCAAACCACGGGAGUCGAUCCCGUCUCAACUUCUCAUGGUGGUCGAGCACAGAGCGUCGGCAUGCUCGUCAAGACCCUACAGGAGAUCACCGCCUGCGAUUCACGCCCAACUCUGCGCGUCACUAGGGAUGUUCAUACUCCGGCACACUUUUCGAUCUUCCUGGCCAAGCCAACCCAAUGCUUUAUGACGUGCUUCUGUGGUCAAAAAGCUGAACCCUCCCCAGUCUGUAACUAUUUUUUAAAGGUGCUCGAUUCGAACAAUUGUCACGCUACGAUACCUAUCAUGGAGAGUAAGAUGGCCAAAGCCUAA
Molecule: messenger RNA, 459 nt
Organism: Colletotrichum phormii
Lineage: Eukaryota; Fungi; Ascomycota; Sordariomycetes; Glomerellales; Glomerellaceae
Exons: 2
Coding region: 1-459 (152 amino acids)
Source: RefSeq, a predicted model, not a curated record